Messenger RNA from Impatiens glandulifera, 1221 nucleotides. Its product is annotated as aspartic proteinase CDR1-like. The transcript has a single exon. The coding region runs from base 1 to 1221 and encodes 406 amino acids. Lineage: Eukaryota; Viridiplantae; Streptophyta; Magnoliopsida; Ericales; Balsaminaceae. The record is from RefSeq and is a predicted model, not a curated record. Gene Ontology annotation, cellular component: extracellular region.
AUGGCCGAUGCAAUUCGUCGCUCUAAGUCUCGCUUAUCUCGUUUCAAUUCAAUCCUAGAACUCUCCAAUAACAAGGCAAGGAAAACAGAUGACAUAUACACGAGAAUUAUGCCGACUGAUUCAUCGUACCUCAUGGAGAUUUCCAUUGGAACACCACCAGUCAAGCAGUUUGUGGUCGCCGACACCGGCUCUGACAUCACAUGGACCCAGUGCCUCCCAUGUGUGAAUUGUUACGAGCAAAAGCAAAUCAUGUUUAAUUCCAAAAACUCGUCUUCUUAUAAGGUAUUAGCAUGUGGUUCGAAUCCAUGCAAGGCUUUGGGCAAAAUGCGUAUUUGUAAUGAACUUUCGGAAUUAAAAUGUAGAUAUAAUCUAUCCUAUGUUGACGGUACAAACAGUUUGGGAGAACUAGCCUGGGAGACUUAUAGAUUGGGUGGCACAUCCAUCCCGAAUAUGGUUUAUGGGUGUGGGAAUGACAAUAGCAUGAGUAUUAAUGAUAUGACCUCCGGUAUCUUUGGACUUGGAGGUGGGCCUCUCUCGUUCCUUGGUCAGCUUCCCAUAUAUUUGGGUAGAAAGUUCUCUUACUGCCUAGUAUCUCAUUCAAAACCAAAUGUAAGAAGCAAGCUCAACUUCGGGACUAACGCGAUCGUGUCUGGGCCCGGAGUGGUGUCCACCCCCUUGGUCACCAAGCCUUCCUCACCAUUAUAUUACCUCACAUUGGAAGCAAUCAGUGUAAACAAUAUGAGAAUUCCGUUCACAAGAAGAGUAACUAGAUCCAUGGAAGAUGGUGAUGUUGAUAUUAUUGAGAAGGGUAACAUCUUAAUUGACUCAGGCACGCCGAUAACUUAUUUGCCAAUGACUGUGUACCAAAAUUUGAAGGAUGCACUAAAAAGUGCGAUUCAGGCUGACUCAACUCCAGUUCCAAAAUAUCCUUGGAUGCUUUGCUAUAAAAACAACAAGGAAUUGAGUAUUCCUACUAUCACCUUCCAUUUUGAUGGUGGUGCUAACUUAACUUUUCCUAGUACGAGCACGUUCAUGCCAAUAGAGGAUGUUUUGUUUCUAGGGAUGAUACCCAAUACUAAUAAGGAUGAGGCCAUAUAUGGAAACUUUUUGCAAAUGAACUUCUUAAUUGGCUUUGAUAUUGAUAAAGGGAAAGUAUUUUUCAAACCAACUGAUUGUUCUAGGAGAACUGAUAGUUCAGAGGAGUGGAGCAUGGCCUCAUAA